Molecule: messenger RNA, 1251 nt
Organism: Prunus armeniaca (apricot)
Lineage: Eukaryota; Viridiplantae; Streptophyta; Magnoliopsida; Rosales; Rosaceae
Source: the annotation of a GenBank genome assembly
AUGUCCAUGCUCGCUUGGGUCCGCAAAGAAGUAUCAAUUCUAGGCUGGGUGGGGCACCAAUUCAUGAAUGACUGCAUGACGAACACAACGAUCGACGCUCGCCAACCCGCUGGAGAGCCAACUCACGACGACAACCCGCAGAGGAAUCCUCGCAAGCUCAAUCUGCUAAUCUGCCCCACAGGCCGGUCAACCCAAGCAGUCGGCCUCUGCGAGUAUACGAGGAAGUCAACCAUCCUCGCUCGAAUCACGAAGGUCGCCAACGUGAAUAGCAAGCCAUGCGCGCGGAAGAUGUCGAAAGCUUGUAAACGGCCGACUUCGAAAUUUAAAGAUUGGCGGAAAUUUCGAAGAUGCUCUACACAGGGAGGUGGAACAACCAAACUUUGCACCUUUCACUGUCGAAAUCGAGCAGGCUGCUUCCCUGAAGAGAUUCUCUACAGGGCUGACAACGCGCUGAUGUGCAAGGUGUUUGCAAUGAUCUUGCGAGGAGCAGCCCAAGACUGGUUCUACACCCUACCAUCCGGGUCGAUCAGCAGCUUCAAGGAGCUAGCUUACGUCUUCCCCAAAAAAUACACUUCUUACAUCAAGAAGAACCUUGACCACCUGUACCACAUGUACAACCUUGACCGAAUCGCAUCAUCUGGUUUCAAGAAAGGUCUUCCAGCUGAGCACGAAUUGAACCGCGAGCUGACUAUCACUCCCAGCCAGGCUCUAGUAGAGGCCUUCGCGACCGUGGAACGCUACGCGCUCUGGGAUGACGAUCGAAUUGCAACGAAGAAGUCUACCAAGAAGGAAGAUCAGCCAAUCAAGUGGAGAAGCCAAAGAAGCAACAGGUUUAGCAACAGGAACAAGGACAAACGAAGAAGUCUACCCACAAGGAGACGCUACGCCAGAAGAGAACUACACCAAGUUCUCCAUCCCCAUGCAUCAAAUCUUGGCCCAAGUGAAGGACAAACCUUGGGGAUUAACAUAAUCCGGCGGAUUGAGGAUCGUGAUACCGCUAAGGAGCCACCUAAGAAAGUCAUAAGGAUGAAUAGAAUCCUAGCCAACUUCGAGGAGUCAAGGCUGACCAGCAAAGAAAAGAAGAGGAAGAUCAAACAGGCCACUGUGAUAUCUCAAAUCUUGACUGGCCUUCCACCAGCAGAAGACGAUCUCGUAAUCGGCGACCAAAAGAAAGAUCUGAUCGGCCUCGAUAUACCAUACAAUGAUGUCCUUGUGGUUCAAAUUCAUAUUGCUCAGGCCAUGGUCGACUGA